This is a messenger RNA of Medioppia subpectinata, 621 nucleotides long. Lineage: Eukaryota; Metazoa; Arthropoda; Arachnida; Sarcoptiformes; Oppiidae. The record is from the annotation of a GenBank genome assembly.
AUGAUAUUCGGCCGACAGUUUUUGGUACUCGACGAAAGGGCAGCGAUCAUCAAAAAGGGAGAGACGGGUAAAGAGUUUGGCGAACAGUUGGCCGACGGCGUCGACGGCGCUAUGAUUUUACACAAUGAUUAUUACGACGACUUCUUUCAUCACGAUUUUUUAUUUUUAUUUAAAGGUGACAAUAUUUGGCGAUAUGUUGUGUACCGGUUUGGCACCGAUCAGCUAAUAACGUACAGCAUAGAGGGGAUGGAUAUAAAAUUGCAACAAAUUCACCCCAAACUACCGGACAGAUUCAAUAUAGGCUUAAAAAUGAUAAUUUCCCGGUUCGUACGAACAGUGGCCGUGAGUGGGCUAACCAUUCACCAAGAGCUGGAUGGACUGAUCCCGAGGAAAGAGGUGGUCAUUUCUACCCUAUUGGACCGAUUAGUAUACGAGACACUGGCUUUUGUCACACAUGUGAUGUGCAAACGAUCUCAAUAUUAUUGGUUAUUAUUGUAUUCAUUACUUAUGACAGGAAUUGUAUUAAUUGUUCACAUGUUUGUACUGGUGUUGAGAGUCGGUUACAAACGGGUAGUCAAUACAGUGACCCGCGCGGACAGCGCCGGCUCUUUUGUCAUAUGA